Messenger RNA from Ectocarpus sp. CCAP 1310/34, 6973 nucleotides. Lineage: Eukaryota; Phaeophyceae; Ectocarpales; Ectocarpaceae. The record is from the annotation of a GenBank genome assembly.
CAAUCAAAGCGUGAGCACUAGCCGAUGUCAGACAGGAGUCUGUACGAAUCACUCCCUCUACCUCUGUCGCUUGGCGGUUCAGCGCUGGGUUUUCGGCCAAGGCUGGUCCGGAUUGCAGCAAAAGUUCUCGGCGACAGUUGACUUUGUUUCGGUGAACGAGAUUUAAAAAUCGGCCACCGUUCUGGUGCUUGCCGCUGCCGAGGUUUGCUGGACCUGGCUGGACCGAGCAGCACCGGGAGAGAGAGGACGCUGCACUCCGUUGCCAGAUGCGGAGGAGCAGGGCCCCGUCAAGAAUUCUCUCGCCCGGAGGAAGCAGUGGCAGCAACAACAACAACAACAACAAUGGCUUCGGCAUUGAAGGCGGGGCUUCCUCUUCCUCCUCCUCCUCCUCCUCCUCCUCCUCCUGCGGCCGCAGCGGCGGUGGAGGCAACAAGUCGGCGGCGGCAUCUUCGCAGGAGAUGAAGCGGGUCAACACCGCGGCGCUGCGGCAGGGGAGCGUGAGCGUCGUGCGGGCGCCGCUCCUGGGCUGCUUGACCGUGCCGCGGGGAGGUGGGCUCGUGGUCGGGGCGUUCAAGCUGCCGGGAGGCGCGCGGCGCACGGACAAGAGCAAGGGCCUCCUCCGAAGGAAGUCGCUGGGGGUGCGGCGGCCGGCGACCUUCAUGACCUCCUCCAAGUUCCGUCCGCCGAGCCCCCCGGACGCGGCCGUGAGCGGGGAGUUCGAUCUCCAGGAAGGGGAAGAUGAGGGAGACGGAAAUAGGGCAGAAGCGGAGGCUACCCCUACCGAUGAGGCGGACACCUUCGAGCCCCUGGUGCUGUGGGAGGAGGGGCCCGGGGAGGACGAUCAUCGCAUCAGCGUCGACCCGCGGCUGUGCAAGUUUCUUCGGCCCCACCAGAGGGAAGGAGUGCAGUUCAUGUUCGAGUGUGUGAUGGGCAUGCGGGAGUUUGAGGGCAGCGGGUGUAUCCUGGCCGACGACAUGGGCCUCGGGAAAACUCUCCAGAGCAUCGCGGUGCUGUGGACCCUGCUCAAGCAGGGCAAGGCCAAGGGCCAACCGGCCGUAAGGAGAGCCGUCGUCGUCUGCCCCACCAGCCUGGUGAAGAACUGGGAGGCGGAGAUCGACAAGUGGCUCAAGGGGGACUGCCGCGUGAUCGCCCUCAGCGAGACGACGAGGGAGCAGGUGGUUCAGAGCAUCAACCUCUUCCUGGCGAGCAUGGUGUACAGGGUGCUCAUCGUAUCCUACGAGACGUUCAGGCUUCACUCGAAGCGUUUCUACGCAAAGGCGGACACCUGCUGCGACCUACUCAUCUGCGAUGAGGCUCACCGGCUAAAGAACGCUGACACCGCUACCAAUCAGGCGUUAUCGGCCCUCAAGUGCCGGAAGAGGGUGCUGCUAUCGGGAACCCCGAUGCAGAACGACUUAGAGGAGUUCUACGCCAUGACGGACUUCACCAACCCCGGGGUACUCGGCAGCGGCGCGUCGUUCCGCAAGAAUUUCCUGUCGCCCAUCCUGGCCGGGCGAGAGCCGUCCGCCACCGACAAGCAGGUGGAGCGGGCGCAGAAGUGCCAGAACGCGAUGUCAACGGUAGUCAACGAGUUCAUCCUCCGGCGCACCAACAACAUCAACGCCAAACACCUUCCGCCCAAGCUUGUCCAGGUGGUGUGCUGCAGGCUGACCCCGGUCCAGACGAAGAUCUACAAGCACCUCCUGUCCUCAAAGGAGAUCAGGCACAUCCUCAACGGCAAGCAGACCAACAUCCUGUCCAGCAUCGGCGCGAUGCAGAAGUUGUGCAACCACCCGAAGCUUCUCGUGGAAGGCGCCGCAGGGAGGGAUUCGGGGGGCCACGCAGAGAUCGCGAGCAUGCUGCCUGCGGAGACGUCCUCUUCUGCUGCCUUGGCGGGGGGGGUUGGGGGGCGGGGGAUGUCGGGCGGAGGGGGUUUCGGAAGGAGGAGCUCGGGGGGGAUGCAGAAGGGCGUGUUCCCCGAAUGGUCUGGAAAAAUGGAAACCCUCUUCCGGCUGAUGAGGGAGAUGAGGAACACUGGAGACGACCGCAUCGUGGUCGUGUCCAACUUUACGUCCAGCCUCGACCUCAUCGGCUCCAUGUGCCGAGAAAACUCAUGGCCGUUCGUGCGAUUGGACGGGAGCACGGGGGUGUCGAAGCGACAGAAGAUGGUGAACGCCUUCAACGAACCCGGCCCUCAGAGCUUCGCCUUCCUUCUGUCCAGCAAAGCAGGAGGGUGCGGGCUCAACCUGAUCGGUGGCAACCGUCUGGUGCUGUUCGACCCAGACUGGAACCCCGCGGUGGACAAGCAGGCGGCGGCGAGGGUCUGGCGCGACGGGCAGAAGAAGCGGUGCUUCGUGUACAGGUUCGUGUCUACGGGAACGAUCGAGGAGAAGGUGUUUCAGAGACAGCUUUCCAAGGAGGGGCUCCAGAACAUCGUCGACGACAAGGAAGAGGUGAACUCCCUGUCGUCGAAGGAUCUGAAGGACCUGUUCAAGCUGUAUGAGGGAACCCCUUCGGACACCCACGACAAGCUUCGCUGCAAGAGGUGCAACAUCGACGAGGCCGUUCAGGCGGUCAAGGACAUCGACGAGUCGGGGCUGCGGCGGGCGCUGCCCCAGCAGCUGGCCCUGUGCGAGGAGCUUCUUUCCGAGCUGUCAGCGCUUCCGGAGGGGGCCACGUUCUUGCACCAAUGGGAUCCGGAAGAAGAAAACGUGACGGCAGAGAACUUCGCGAACGCAGUCCACGAACCGAUGGAUUUCACCAAGAUCGCCGCCAGGCUCCGGGCAUCUACUACAUCCACCCUGGAGCAGCAGCAGCAGCAGCAGCAGCAGCAGCAGCAGCAGGCUGACGGCGGCGGGGACAUUGGCGGGGGGCAGCACGCGGACGCUUCAAGACCACCCUUGUCCGACGUUUCGGACGGAAACGGUGGGGAAGCGGCGGCGGCAGCGGCGGCAGACGUGCCAUCUCCCGAUGCGGCCGCGGGGAGCGCCGGCGCCGCUGCUGCCGGUACCCCGGCCGCGCCGUACACGAACGUGCCGGCCUUCACGAGGGACAUGCGGCUGGUGUUCCAGAACGUGCAGCGGAUGUGGCCCCCCGGGAGCAUCGGCGGGGAAAACAGACUCACCAAGGCCGCGGACGCGCUGAAGCUGGCGUUCGAGAUGAGGUGGAGCGCGCUCGCUCCGCGCGUGCACAGGGUUCAGGUGGGAGGGGUCAGGCGGGAGAGGGAGGCGCUGGAGACCGCGAGAUUGGAGGCUAAGGAUAGGGAGGCGCGAGAGAGGGGGGAGGACUGGGCUCCGCCCGCCAAGUUUCAGGAGCAAAUGGGGAUGCCGAAGGAAGAGGACCUCAACUCCUGGAGCCACCACUAUUCCACAGACACGGCGGAUGACCCGGUGUUCCGGGGAGCGAUGAUGGGCACCGGGGACUCUUUGGUUAGCUUCGUGUUCGGCCUGGAGGUGACCUGGGACUUGCUCUCGGUGCAGCUGGAACAGGAGGCAGAAGCCCGGACCCUGGAUAUCAAGGUCAAGAACGACGCGCGAGCAGCACGGGCCGCCGAGAAAAAGAAGGCCGCGUCUACCGCGACCGCCGCCGCCGCCACCGCCGCCGGCACCGGCACCGACGACGACGGCGAUGUUGGCGACGGCGCGGUUGUUAAGACCGAGGGCGGAGGUGGCAGCAUCACCAAGGGCAACAGGAAGAAGAGGAAGAACGACGGUGCGUGUGGCGGGGAUGGGCGCGAGGUGGAAGGUUCGACGGUGGGGGUGGAUGGUGGCGGCGCGGCGGCCGGCGGAGGAGGUGAGGGCGGCGAGGAUCCGGAGGUAGGGGACGGGGGAGUGGAGAUGGGGACGGGGGGGGAGGAGGAGGAGGAGGAGGGGAGGAACAAGGAGGAGGAGGAGGAAGGGGAGGAGGACGAGGAGGACGAGGAAGAGGAGGACGAGACUUGGAUGGACGAGGAGGGUGACGGGAGCAAGGCUACGGUGGCGCCGGCAAGUGGCAAUCGUCGAAGGAAAGCGAGCACCGAGCAGGGCGUUCAACGAAGCAUGUGCAGGGAAACGCAAGUGAUGGAAGACGAAGAAGACGAAGCAGACGAAGAAGACGACGACGACGACGACGGUGAGCAAGUGGUGGCGCCUACGGCGGAGGGGGAGGGUACGCAGAUCGAGGGGGCCGCGGCGAAUACUCCCGGCGGUGAAGAGGAGAGGGGUGGUGGUGGUAUCGGCGGCGACACCGAGGAGGAGGAGGAGGAGGAGGAGGAGGAGGAGGAAGAGGACGAGGUGUUGGAGACGCCGCCUCUUGUUGGCUCUGCCGAAGCGGGAGAAGAGGAUUGGAGAGUUCCCACAACCGGUGCCAGCGAAUCCGCGGCGGCAGGAGGGGGCCCAGCAGCAGCAGCAGCGGCUGCAGGGGGGGGUGGAGACAAAGAGAACUCCUCCUUUCGGAGCCCGCCUAGCAGGCACGGAGAAAACCGGGACGCUAGCAGCAGCAGCGUUAGCAGGAGAAGGGAGAGGACAGGGGUAUCGAGCGGUGCUGCGGCGCAGGGGAGCGGCGGUGUCGGCGGCAGCGAGAAGAAGGAGUGGCUGUGUGCCGUGUGCACCUUCGCGAACGCCUUGUCGACACGGAAGUGCAUCAUGUGCUUGACAGGCUGUCGCCCCCCGGGGAUGGGGCGCUCGAAUCCCCUGUCCCCGCGAUCGUCCGGCGAUGCGAAUAGGGGACGGGGGCAGGAGGAGGAGGAGGGGGACGACGACGACGACGACGAAGACUUCGUGAGCGCCAAGAAGAAGCGGACCAACCAGAGCAAGAGCAACAGGGACGGCAAGGGGAAGAAGGGCAACGGCAAGUCCCCGCGAGAGACGGCGGGCAAGAAGGAGCAGAAGCCGGCUAAGGAGAAAAAGCGCAAGAGAGAAAUCUGGAUAGACGACGACGAAGACUUCGAGUAGAGAGCCACCGCCGCCAUCGUCACCGCCGUUGUGUUGUAAAUCCCCGAGUACCGCGCAGUCUUUCUUGUUCAUGGGGUCGAUUCGCCGGAGCCCCCUCUGGUCUAGGGGUCACUCGAUAGGCACCCCCAAGACUCACGGUCAUGCUUUGUUUUGGUCCGGAUUCGAUAGCCUUCUUAUGUUCGAACCCUUGGACGUUGCUCCAUUCAAGGAGCGGGGUGGAGGGGGCUACCUGAUGGUAGAGCAUGUGCCAGCCUCGUGGCCGUCUCGAGAAGGGUGUGGGACUGCUUUUGCGUGUCGUCAGCACGGCCGCGCUUUGCGUGUCUCGAGCACGCACCUUCAAUGUACAACACUUCGUGCCACCACCACGGGGGAGGAAGUAUAGCGGUGUGCGCCAAAAGUGAAGCGGAAGACUUCCGUGUUGAUUAGUUGCCACAUGUUGCCGUUACCCCGGCAGAUAUCGCCCCACGUCCCUGGGCGAAACGACUAGUUUACCCGCAGAUAUUGCUCCGGUGUAGAGUACAAAUAGUGCUGCUGUUGCGCUUACUUGACCUCCGGGAGUUACAAAUAUCCUUCCAACUCGGGCUGCUGGUCUGUGAGACUCGGUUGGUUUUGGUUCGAUCGUUGUGGCGCUAUGUUGCCGUGUAGUUUAUGUGCCGUUUGGUUGUUACUCACGCAAUGUAUAUUUUUGAAGGAUGCAAUAGUCGACGUCGAGCAUGUUGCUAUCAGCGUCCCUAGGAUGGCUUUUCAGCGUGUCUUUCGGUGGUUGCACGGCCGCUUGUGCUCUGUUUCGGUUGCGAUUUGGAUACGGAGGUUUCGAAACGAUAUCGUUUGGUCUCCAAAAUCAGGCGGGAUCUCUCGCGUGUAUUGUAUAGCGAGGGGUUGCCCACCCAUUCCCGCCCUCCCCUCCGUGUAUGUUGGUUGUUGGCCAGCUGGAUUCGUUGCAUUCGUUGCAGCCGUUUUCCUUGUUGGCACUCGCAGUUAGGAUGGAAGGAAGACAGUCGCAUCUAAGUUGUUUUCGUGAGUUGGGUGCAGUCGCCAUCUUUGCAUGCAGCCAAUCCUGGUCCAUUUGAUUACUAUGUUGUUUGGUGCUGCCGUGUGCCACGAAUGUCGGGUUCAAAGUGCAUGUAGAGGUUCGUGACCGGGUGUGUUCGUGCUGUCGUAGAAUUUACACCUGUUAUGAGCGUAUCGUAUCUGGUGUCCAGCGUUUUUGUGCGUAUAGACUAGUGGGUGUCAACCUGCUUGUUAUGUUGUUCACACGUGGGAAGGCGAGAGGGAAGGCCGAAGAAAUAGGAUACUGGGAGGGCGUUUUGGCCGGUUGCAACACGUUUGUUGAUACAAGUGGAGCGAAUUUGGCCGAAUGCACUGUUUUUGGCCUAGGGUGCCUCUUGUGUUCAUGACACUUUUGGGGGUAAUGAAACCCAUUCCCGUGAAGCGUGAACGCAUUUUCUCUCUGUUCUACAGGAGAGCUGGAUUAUCAGCCUCCUGCUGCGAUAGGUCGCACUCCCAGAGCUCAUUUUGCUCUUCGUUCGCGCCCUCGUGCAACGCUGCUGUUGUUGGACACCAUUCAUGUAUCAUUUAUCGUACACUUCCAUAAAAUCGACACAUUUGUUUCGGCACCUCGCCUUGUUGGUGUGUAAAUGACGCAGGACGUUCCAAUUCCCAAUCCCAUGAAAACCUUGCAUAACUGAUGCCCUUGUUGUAUUCAUUCACCGAUACAUGUCGACAGGGCCUUCAAACUCUCUACAAAAGUGGUACAAUAAGACUAUCAAUGUCUUCACAUUCAAAAAUAUACUAUACCUGGUAGACGAAAUGAAACUGCAGUCGAAUCCGGCCAGACACGCCGGAGUAAGGUGUACGGAAAUGAGAGUUUUUUAUUCGAUCUUGGUCAACGACGCUGGAGUUCCCAUAUACUUGGCGCGUAAGCCCCACACUCGCGGUAUAGGUUGCGUCGACAGCAGUAGGACAGAGCCACGCGCGGGCAAAAGAAAGAUCGUGGCAAGGUAUACACCGGUAGAUCUGGCCCCCACUUGUAAUACAGUCUG